Molecule: messenger RNA, 657 nt
Organism: Aaosphaeria arxii CBS 175.79
Lineage: Eukaryota; Fungi; Ascomycota; Dothideomycetes; Pleosporales
Exons: 2
Coding region: 240-596 (118 amino acids)
Source: RefSeq, a predicted model, not a curated record
UUCGUCAUUUCGAUUCUGCAUCGACUAUAGUCUACUGUAUACCUCGUCAUUCCGUCAUGGAACUGGUACACCCACCUUCAUACGAGUAGAUCGUUCCACUACACAAUAAGUCAAUGCCUCCUUUGAGACUAUGCAUUGCGACCGGGAGAAAUCUAUCCACCAGAGCAGCAGAGCGGCGAAGCCAAUCAUUUUACAGGCACGAACGAUAUUUCUAAGCACCUGAGUAUGAUUGUGCGUUGAUGAUGAAAUGGGGGAUGGAAGCAUAUCGCUCGUCGCUGGCUGUCUAUACGUUCUUCGCAUCAGUUGAACCGUUCUCAACGGGCCAAUGCAUCAUCAGGUCGAGGUCGACACAGUUGAUACCAAGGCUAUCAAUUUUGAAUAUAAACCUUCUACAACCUUUUCGGCCGAGUAUUUAUCACUAUCAACAUCCAGGCCUCGCGACAUGUCCAAUGUUACCAGGUACUCUACCAGUCUGGAGACACCCGAGCAUCUCCUUAAUUCUGUCAUUUGUGACGCUACUGUACUUCCACAAUCCUGACAGCUCAUUCGUUUCCAUAUGCACCAGCACCGUCAAUGUGUUGGUAGCCCGCUCCUAACGUCAUGGUAAUAUCGGUCGAUGUCACAUUGCUUCAAGUUUCAAGUUUCGAAGUCAAUCGG